This is a messenger RNA of Microthlaspi erraticum, 654 nucleotides long. The record is from the annotation of a GenBank genome assembly. Lineage: Eukaryota; Viridiplantae; Streptophyta; Magnoliopsida; Brassicales; Brassicaceae.
AUGGUCUCUUCGGGACCAAAGCAAUUCCAAUACCUACUAGUCCUUACUGACUACUUCACUAAAUGGAUCGAGGCCAAACCAUACCAACAAACGACCGAACUCGAGGUCCGGAAAUUUAUCUGGAAAGACAUCAUUUGUCGACACGGGCUCCCUUUCGAGAUCGUGACAGAUAACGGAUCUCAGUUCAUAGCUCGAACAUUCAAAGACUUCUGCAAGAAGUGGAACAUACGCAUAACGUAUUCCACACCUCGUUAUCCUCAAGGAAACGGGCAAGCUGAAGCAACAAACAAAACCCUCUUGAGUAACCUCAAGAAACGGCUCGACGCCCGUAAACAUAGGUGGUCCGAAGAGCUCGCAGCAGUUCUUUGGGCUUGCCGAACUACACCUCACAAAGCUACCCAUGAGACCCCGUUCUCAUUAGCUUACGGGCUAGAGGCCGUCAUCCCAACUGAAACUUCCGUUCCAAGUCUUCGCAGGAUGCAAUGUCCAGCGAACGUCGAGCUGAACGAAGAAAUGUUGAGAGAUCACCUUGACCUUAUCGACGAACGUCGAGAUCAAGCUCUGAUCCGGAUACAAAACUAUCAACAGGCCGCAGCUCGCUAUUAUAAUUCCAAGGUCAAGCACCGAAGAUUUCAUAUAGGCGACAUGGUCUGA